AGGAGACCCGUCGUCCCCGUCGCAGCAAAGCCAGAGCCAGAGCAGUGAGAGUGCGAGAGAGAGAUGAACCGACGCCCUCAAUGCGAACCACACUCCCACCACCCGGGCCUCAGCCAGGCCCAUCUAAACUCUCUCAACCCCGAUGGCCCUCAACCAUCCCCUCAACCAUCCACUUCCACUUCCAUCCUCAUCCCCCUUCAUCAUCCAUCAUACCUCACUUCACAUCAUCACCGCCGUCAACUGCGAAACACCACCCGACCUCAAAUAGGUACCACUACUACUACUACCACGGUUACUGACUGAACUCACCUGCGCACCGUGUUUGGCCUUCACCCGCACACAACCAACCCAGCCACAAGGAAACCCUAAGACCCAAAAGACACGCAACAACUCAAAACCCCUUCGUCUCGACCACGCCCCCUCUCACUCCUCCAUCCACUUCCAUCACCACCUUCAUCUCCUCACCA
Aaosphaeria arxii CBS 175.79 is the source of this 467-nucleotide messenger RNA. RefSeq lists its product as uncharacterized. The transcript has a single exon. The record is from RefSeq and is a predicted model, not a curated record. Bases 64 to 303 code for a protein of 79 amino acids. NCBI's taxonomy places the organism in Eukaryota, Fungi, Ascomycota, Dothideomycetes, Pleosporales.